AUGUCAACCCUUAAUAAGCCUGCCGAGCCCCCCGUAAUCCCCGAAAGAAUAUCAUCUCUUAUGGCGCCUUCUCGUCAGUCGGCGUUAUGCACUUAUAAGCAAAGGUCUGUGAGUAUAGUAUCCCGCCUUUCGGAGAUGUCGGUCGACUCCAUAACGUCCGAUAUUCUUGAAUUGAAACUCGCUGUAAUGGAAAGCGAACUCGAGUACAUUCGUUGUGUCCGAGACGUCCUGAAGAUACAGCGCCUACUGAUCAUCGAAGAUAUUGAUAAAGAAGUUUCAGCGAAACGGCAGAGGAUUGAAGGACUGUAUACUUACCGCGAUGCUAUAAUCUCCUGUAUGCUGGGUGUAAGUGUAAAACAGAAGGGUCCUAAGUUUGAUCAACCUGCGUUUAAGAAGGGAGUUUAUGUGUACUAUGGUAUCAAUGAGUACUAUCGCCCUGGCUUUAGGUAG
Penicillium psychrosexuale is the source of this 450-nucleotide messenger RNA. RefSeq lists its product as uncharacterized. The transcript has 3 exons. NCBI's taxonomy places the organism in Eukaryota, Fungi, Ascomycota, Eurotiomycetes, Eurotiales, Aspergillaceae. The record is from RefSeq and is a predicted model, not a curated record. Bases 1 to 450 code for a protein of 149 amino acids.